Molecule: messenger RNA, 6258 nt
Organism: Sugiyamaella lignohabitans
Lineage: Eukaryota; Fungi; Ascomycota; Dipodascomycetes; Dipodascales; Trichomonascaceae
Gene: FAS1
Product: tetrafunctional fatty acid synthase subunit FAS1
Exons: 1
Coding region: 1-6258 (2085 amino acids)
Biological process (GO): long-chain fatty acid biosynthetic process
Cellular component (GO): fatty acid synthase complex
Molecular function (GO): [acyl-carrier-protein] S-acetyltransferase activity; fatty acid synthase activity; enoyl-[acyl-carrier-protein] reductase (NADH) activity
Source: RefSeq, a predicted model, not a curated record
AUGUAUGCUACUGGUGUGUCUACUCCACAGAGUGCUGCAUCAUUGCGACCUUUGAUGCUCUCGCACGGCGACAUUGAGCACACUCUGUUGGUUCCAACUUCUUUGUAUUUGAACUGUUCACAAUUAAGAGACCAGUAUUUGGCCACUCUGCCACCUCCUACUGAGGGAAACGCCGGUGAUGAUGAACCUGCUUCGUCAACUGAGCUUUUGGCCGACUUUUUGGGAUUCACUUCUACUUUGGUCGACGAAGAGCCUGGUCCUUAUGAUGACGUUUUAGCACUUGUUUUGACCGAGUUCGAGUCACGUUAUUUGCAAGGAAACGAUGUACACGCUGUUGCUGCUGCUCUUCAAACCGCUGGCAGCGAAGGUGAGGCUUCUGGCACCACUGUUGAGAAGAUCAAGAAGGUUGUCAAGUCGUACUACUCUGCUCGUUUGGCUGCCAACAGACCCAUUAAGUCUCACGACUCUGCUCUUUUGCGCGCUGCCGGCGAUGACAGGGCUACUUUGCACGCCAUUUUCGGUGGCCAAGGCAACACUGAAGACUACUUUGAAGAGCUUCGUGAUAUUUAUAAUGUUUACAACGGAACUAUCAGCGACUUUAUUGAAUUGGUUGCUGACAAGUUAUUGCAAUUGUCUAGAGAGCACUCUGAUGCUAACAAGAUUUACACCAAGGGCUUGGAUAUCUUGAGAUGGUUGAAUCACCCCGAGACUACUCCCGAUAACGACUAUUUAAUUUCUGCUCCCAUCUCUGUUCCUGUUAUCGGAGUUAUCCAGCUUGCUCAUUAUGCCAUUACCUGUAGAGUUCUUGGCAAGACCCCUGGUGAGUUCCGUGAGUACCUUUCUGGUGCUACCGGUCAUUCUCAAGGUCUCGUUACUGCUGUCACUAUUGCCUCAUCUGACUCUUGGGAGUCUUUCUUUGAUUCCGCUUUAAAGGCUAUGACUAUUUUCUUCUACAUUGGUUUAAGAUGUCAACAGCAAUACCCUCACACUUCUUUGCCUCCUUCUGUUUUGGAGGACUCUGUUGCUGAGGGUGAAGGAAAGCCUUCCCCUAUGCUUUCCGUUCGUGAUUUGUCUCAAGAACAAUUGCAAAAGUUUGUUGAUAUUACCAACCAACAUUUGCCCAAGGAGAAGCACAUUGUCAUCUCUCUUAUCAACGGUGCCAGAAACAUGGUUGUUACUGGUCCUCCUCAAUCCUUGUACGGUCUUAACCUCACUCUUCGUAAGGCCAAGGCUCCCACUGGCUUGAACCAAGGCCGUGUUCCUCACAGUCAAAGAAAGCUUCGUUUCUCUAACAGAUUCUUGCCUAUUACUUCGCCAUUCCACUCUCCUUUGUUGACUGAUGCCACUGACAUCAUUGUUUCUGACUUGAAGUCUGCUGGUGUUGAGUUCACUGCCUCUGGUUUGGCCAUUCCUGUAUACGACACAUACGAUGGAUCUGACUUCAGAUCUUCGCAAUCCUCGAUUGUUGCUCGUGUUAUUGAACUCAUUACUCACUUGCCAGUUAACUGGGAGAUUGCCACCAAGUUUUCUUCUACACACAUUCUUGAUUUCGGUCCUGGUGGUCUUUCUGGUUUGGGUCUCCUUACUCACCGUAACAAGGACGGUACCGGUGUUCGUGUUAUCCUUGCCGGUGUUUUGGAUGGUUCUGCCUCUCAAGAAGAAUUCGGUUACAAGCAAGAGCUGUUUGACAGAGAAGAGGGUGCUGUCCGUGUUGCCCUUGACUGGGUCAAGGAAUUCUCCCCCAAGCUUAUCAAGACCAAGAGCGGUGUUACAUAUGUUGAUACUAAGUUCUCGAGACUGCUUGGAAGACCUCCUCUCAUGGUUCCUGGUAUGACACCUACCACUGUUCGUCCCGAGUUUGUUGCUGCCACUCUCAACGCUGGUUAUCACAUUGAGUUGGGUGGUGGUGGUUACUUCAUGCCCAGCAUGCUUACUGCUGCUCUUGAGAAAAUUAAGAAUGCUACUAAGCCUGGUGUUGGUAUCACUCUUAACGUUCUGUACGUUAACCCAGUCAUGCUUCAGUGGUGUAUUCCUCUUAUUGAGAACCUCCGUAAGGAUGGUUUCCCUAUUGAAGGUUUGACUAUUGGUGCUGGUGUUCCAUCUCUGGAUGUUGCCAACGAGUACAUUCGCAACUUGGGCUUGAAGCACAUCUCAUUCAAGCCUGGUACUGUGGAGUCCAUUGCUACUGCUGUCAGCAUUGCUGCUGCCAACCCUAGCUUCCCAGUUAUUAUUCAAUGGACUGGUGGUCGUGGUGGUGGACACCACUCGUUUGAGGACUUCCACGCUCCCGUUCUUCAAAUGUACUCUAAGAUCAGACGCCAACCUAAUAUCAUCCUUGUUGGUGGUUCUGGUUUCGGUAGUGCUGAGGAUACUUACCCAUACUUGACUGGUGAGUGGUCUACUAAGUUCAACUAUCCUCCCAUGCCAUUUGACGGUUUCUUGUUGGGUUCCAGAGUCAUGGUUGCUAAGGAGACUUUCACUUCCCCUGAUGCUAAGAAGGCUAUUGUCAAUGCCCCUGGUGUCGCUGAUAAGGACUGGGAGAAGACUUACAAGGGUGCCACUGGUGGUAUCAUCACUGUUAACUCUGAGAUGGGUGAACCCAUCCAUAAGUUGGCUACUCGUGGUGUUUUGUUCUGGCACGAGCUUGAUAACAUGAUCUUCAGCCUGCCUAAGAAUAAGAGAGUUGAGGUUCUUGCUUCUAAGCGUGAUUAUAUUAUCAAGCGUCUUAAUGACGAUUUCCAAAAGACCUGGUUCGGUCGUGACUUUAGCGGCAAGGUCGUUGAUUUGGAAGAUAUGACUUACGGUGAAGUCGUUUCUCGUUGUAUCGAUUUGCUCUUUGUCAAGAAGGAGAAGAGAUGGAUUGAUACCACUCUCCGUAACUUUACUGGUGAUUUCAUUAGACGUUUGGAAGAGCGUUUCACCACUGAGAGCGGUAAGCUUUCUGUCUUGCAAUCAUACAGCCAACUUGACGAGCCUUUUGGUACUUUGGACAGAGUUCUCGAAGCUUACCCCGAAGCCAAGACUCAAAUCAUCAAUGCUCAAGACAAGGACUACUUCUUGCUGCUUUGUCGUAGACCCACUCAAAAGCCUGUUCCUUUCAUCCCUGCUCUUGAUGACAACUUCGAAUUUUACUUCAAGAAGGAUUCUCUUUGGCAAUCUGAGGAUUUGGCUGCUGUCGUUGGUGAAGAUGUCGGCCGUACCUGUAUUCUUCACGGUCCUGUUGCUGCCAAAUUCUCCGCCAAGAUUGAUGAGCCCAUUCAAGAUAUCUUGGACGGAAUCCACAAUGGUCACAUUGAGAAACUUCUUAGCGACUUCUAUGGUGGUGAUGCCUCCAAGGUUCCUGUCAUUGAAUCGUUCGGUGGCCAACCUCCUAAGGGCGAGUCUGACAUUGAGUUCACCUAUUCAGGUGUGACUGUUCUUCACGAGGGUGACAAUGUUGUUUACAAGAUUGAUGCCAAUGCUAGUGACUCUGCAUUCCCAUCUCUUGAAGAGUGGAUUAAUCUUGUUGCUGGUGAAACUUAUUCUUGGAGAUACUCUUUGUUGUCUGCCAACAUUGUUGUCCAAGGAACUAAGCAUCAACCUAACCCUCUUAAGCAAGUCUUGGCUCCUGUUAGAGGUCUCAAGGUCGAGAUUACUGAUGUUAGCAAGCCUGAUUCUACUGCCAUCAAGGUCUACGAGCCUAUCAAUGGCAAAUUGACCAAGGUUGUCGAGAUCUCCAAAUCUAGCAAGGAUGUCAUCAAGGUUCACUUGAUUGAACACAGAACCUACGAGAAGAAACCUGUCGCCAUGGAGCUUCUUUAUACCUACCAACCUGAGCUCGGUUACGCUCCUAUUCAAGAAGUCAUGGAAGGCAGAAACCAAAGAGUUAAGGAUUUCUACUGGAAGGUCUGGUUCGGUUCUAACGAAAAGACUCCUAUUGACCUUGAUGUCACUAAGCCUUGGGAUGGUGAUUCUGUCACUGUUGAAGGUAAAGCUAUUGCAGACUUUGUUCACGCUGUUGGAAACAAUGGUGAGGCCUUCGUUGAGAGACCUAACAAGGUCACUUAUGCCCCCAUGGACUUCGCCAUUGUCACUGGUUGGAAGGCCAUUAUCAAGGCCAUCUUCCCCAAUGUCAUUGACGGUGAUAUCUUGAAGCUUGUCCACCUUUCCAAUGGUUUCAAGAUGUUCACUGGUGCUGAGCCAUUGAAGAAGGGAGAUGUUGUUUCUACAACUGCCAGCCUUAAGUCUGUCACCAUCCAACCUUCUGGUAAGGUUGUUGAGGUUUCAGGAAUUCUUACUAGAGAGGGCAAGCCUAUUAUGGAAGUCACUUCUCAAUUCUUGUACAGAGGUUCUUUUGACGACUACAAGAACUGCUUCCAACGCAAGGAUGAGACUCCUGUUGAAAUUCAUCUCAAGUCUCCUAAGGAUGUUGCUGUGUUGUGCUCCAAGGAAUGGUUUGAGCUUGACGACUCUUCUAUUGAUCUUUUGGGCAAGUCUUUGACUUUCAGAACCCAAUCUUUCGUUAGAUUUAAGAACGCUACUGUGUUUAGCACUGUCGAGACCACUGGUCAAGUUCUUCUCGAGUUGCCUACCAAGGAGGUCAUUCAAAUUGGUACCGUGAACUACGAGGCUGGCGAGUCUUAUGGUAACCCAGUCAUUGACUACUUGCAAAGAAAUGGUCAAGUUGUUGAGCAACCUGUUCAAUUUGAGAACGCCAUCCCUCUUAAUGCUGGAACUGUUUUGGCUUCCAGAGCUCCAUCUUCCAAUGAGCCUUAUGCCAACGUUUCUGGUGACUACAACCCUAUUCACGUCUCCAGAGUUUUUGCUCAGUACGUCAACUUGCCUGGUACCAUCACCCACGGCAUGUACUCUUCUGCUGCUGUUAGAUCUUUGGUCGAAACUUGGGCCGCUGCUAACAAUGUUAGCCGUGUUCGUGCCUUCAACUGUUCGUUUGUUGGUAUGGUCCUUCCUAAUGACGAUAUUGAGACCAAGUUGGAGCACAUUGGUAUGAUUAACGGUAGAAAGAUUAUCAAGGUCGAAAGUUUCAAGAGAGAGACCAACGAGCCCGUAUUGGUGGGUGAAGCUGAGGUUGAGCAACCUAUCUCUUCUUAUGUCUUCACUGGUCAAGGUUCUCAAGAACAAGGUAUGGGUAUGGAUCUUUACGAGUCCAGCGAAGUUGCACGCAAGGUCUGGGAUAGAGCCGAUAUUCACUUCUUGAACAAUUAUGGUUUCUCUAUCAUCAACAUUGUCAAGAACAAUCCCAAGGAGUUGACUGUCCACUUCGGAGGAUCUCGUGGUAAGGCUAUUCGUGAGAAUUAUAUUUCCAUGAUGUUCGAAACUGUCGAUGAAAACGGACAGAUUAAGAGCGAGAAGAUCUUCAAGUCAAUCACUGAAGAUACUGAUUUCUACACUUUCAAGUCACCAACUGGUUUGCUUUCAGCUACCCAAUUCACACAACCUGCUCUUACCUUGAUGGAGAAGGCCAGUUUUGAAGACAUGAAGUCCAAGGGUUUGAUUGACUCCAGUAGUUCUUUCGCUGGUCACUCCCUUGGUGAGUAUUCUGCUCUUGCGUCUCUUGGUGAUGUUAUGCCAAUUGAGAGUUUGGUUGAUGUUGUUUUCUAUAGAGGUAUGACCAUGCAAGUGGCUGUUCCUCGUGACUCUGCUGGCAGAUCGAAUUACGGUAUGGUUGCUGUUAACCCAUCAAGAGUUUCUCCUACUUUCAACGAUGCUGCAUUGAGAUUUGUUGUUGACCACAUUUCUCAACAGACCAAGUGGUUAUUGGAGAUUGUUAACUACAACGUUGAAAACCAGCAAUACGUCGCUGCUGGUGAUUUGCGUGCUCUUGACACCCUUACCAAUGUUCUCAACUUCUUGAAGAUUCACAAGAUUAACAUUGACAAACUCCUUGAGACCAUCCCUGUUGAAGAAGUCAAGCAGCAUUUGACUGAAAUUGUUGACGAGGUUGCCAAGAAGAGUACUGCUAAGCCUCAGCCCAUUGAUUUGGAGAGAGGUUUUGCUGUCAUCCCACUUAAGGGCAUCAGUGUUCCAUUCCACAGUUCAUACUUGAGAAGCGGUGUCAAGCCUUUCAAGAACUUCCUUAUCAAGAAGGUUCCUCAAUCAGCUGUCAAGCCUGCAAGUCUGAUCAACAAGUAUAUUCCUAACUUGACUGCCAAGCCAUUCAAGAUUACCAAGGAAUACUUCCAAGAGGUUUAUGACUUGACUGGAAGUGAAAAGAUUAAGAAUGUAUUGGACAACUGGGAGAGCUAUGAGAGUUCAUAA